CGGCUUUAGAUCCCUUUAAAUAAGGCCACCGAUUCUCACUUUUCUCCGCACUGAACUCUCUCUGCUUCUUAGCAUUGUUCUUAUCGCCCACACUCUCAUUCUACACUAAGUUUUUGUUUCCUGUUUUUCAACUAAUGGGGAAGAUCAAGAUUGGAAUCAAUGGAUUUGGUAGGAUCGGGCGUUUGGUUGCAAGGGUUGCUCUGCAGAGGGAUGAUGUAGAGCUUGUUGCUGUUAAUGAUCCAUUCAUCAGCACUGAUUACAUGACAUACAUGUUCAAGUAUGACAGUGUCCAUGGCCACUGGAAGCACCAUGAGGUGAAGGUGAAGGAUGAAAAGACCCUUCUUUUUGGUGAAAAACCAGUCAGAGUCUUUGGAUUCAGGAACCCUGAGGAGAUUCCAUGGGCUGAAGCUGGUGCUGAGUUUGUUGUGGAGUCUACUGGAGUCUUCACAGACAAGGAUAAGGCUGCUGCCCACUUGAAGGGUGGUGCUAAGAAGGUCGUCAUCUCUGCCCCGAGCAAAGAUGCUCCCAUGUUUGUUGUGGGUGUCAAUGAGAAGGAAUACAAGCCUGACUUGAACAUUGUUUCAAAUGCCAGUUGCACAACCAAUUGCCUUGCACCAUUGGCCAAGGUCAUUAAUGAUAGAUUCGGUAUUGUGGAGGGCUUGAUGACCACUGUCCACUCCAUUACCGCCACUCAAAAGACCGUCGAUGGUCCGUCAAGCAAGGACUGGAGAGGUGGAAGAGCUGCCUCAUUCAACAUCAUCCCCAGCAGCACUGGAGCUGCCAAGGCUGUUGGCAAAGUGCUUCCGGCCCUCAAUGGGAAACUGACCGGUAUGGCAUUCCGAGUGCCCACAGUCGACGUAUCAGUUGUGGAUCUCACUGUCAGGCUGGAGAAAGAGGCCACCUAUGAGGAGAUCAAAGCUGCCAUCAAGGAGGAGUCGGAGAACAAGCUCAAGGGCAUCCUAGGAUACACCGAAGAUGAUGUGGUGUCCACCGACUUUGUUGGUGAUAGCCGGUCAAGCAUAUUCGACGCCAAGGCUGGAAUUGCAUUGAGCAAGAAUUUUGUGAAACUUGUCUCUUGGUACGACAACGAAUGGGGAUACAGCUCUCGGGUGAUCGACUUGAUUGUCCACAUGGCUUCAGUUGCAUGAAGGUCUCUCUGAUUUUGUGGCAAGACGGGUCGAAUCUCUGUUUGAGUGUUCCUUGGAAGCUUAGAAUAAGUUGUUGUGUUACCGCAGCCUGGACUUGUGUUUGUUAUUCUCAUAUUAACUUUAAAGAAUUUUCCCUUGUGGGUUUUCAAUGAGAAUCAAUCAAUAUUAUAUCACUCUUUUGAUGCCAAUUGUUGCAGUUCUAAAUCUAUUGUAAGUUGCUGUCUGAAUUCACAUCCCAAACAUGGGAUAAUUUGUUGAGUGGUUUUGGUUCUCUAUGGGGAAUAACACAUAAAUUAUGCA
This is a messenger RNA of Sesamum indicum (sesame), 1448 nucleotides long. Its product is annotated as glyceraldehyde-3-phosphate dehydrogenase, cytosolic. The record is from RefSeq and is a predicted model, not a curated record. Gene Ontology annotation, cellular component: cytosol. Gene Ontology annotation, biological process: glycolytic process; glucose metabolic process. Lineage: Eukaryota; Viridiplantae; Streptophyta; Magnoliopsida; Lamiales; Pedaliaceae. Gene Ontology annotation, molecular function: NADP binding; glyceraldehyde-3-phosphate dehydrogenase (NAD+) (phosphorylating) activity; NAD binding.